AUGCAGAGAUCUACGCUAAAAGCGGUUGUAAAUCGCUCUACAAAUCAGAGAUCAAGGGCGAGAUUCGAUGACUCAUAUCUCAAUGCAGUAUUGAGACAUAAUUCAGUGGCAAAUAUUGAAUUUUCGGAAACCUCAGAGGAAAAGAGUUUCCAGAAGAUGUAUGGUUUCGAUAUUUCGUUAAAACCGGGACCUAACAACAUUAUGAUCGAUAGACUCUAUAACCGUAGAAAAUCGAUUGAAACUAGGAAUGAGAGGUCAGAAUCAGAUUUUGAGGACAUUAAUAUGUAUCCUAUAAAAAAUUUUUUCCUGGACCAAGAAGCUGAAAACGAUAGACAUUUGCUACCUGUUCGACAAGAAGAGAAACAUGAACUCAACAAUGAUCUUAUUGGUCACUAUUCAGAGAUUGAUCAUGAAGAAUACCAUCAUUGCGAACCUGUGAUACCUGACAAUAUUGUUUGGCCAGGUCAAAAAAUCGAGCCAAUUCCAGUGAACAACCUAUUUCGAGAAGGAUCCACCGUAUACGACGUUACUGUUGUGUCCAUUGAGGAUCCGUCGAAAUUUUGGAUUGCAAUAAACUACCCUGAAUUGGAGGAAUCCUCAAAAGAGAUGAAGAAAUUCUAUAGGGCAAAUACAGCUGCAUAUGUCAUUCCCGUUAAUUUAUUAAUUAAAAACUUGUACUGUGUAGCUGAAUUGGAUGGAGUUUACUUUCGAGCAGUCAUAGUCGAUUGUAGAAAAGUUGCCAAAAAAGUAAAACUUUUCUUCAUUGAUUUUGGGAUAGCACGAAAAGUAGACUGUGGGAAGAUUUUCUUUAUGAGGCAGUGUUACAGUAAACUCCCAGCUCAAGCUAUCAGAACAAGACUUUCUGAUGUUCAGCCUCCAUACGAAGCUAUGCAGUGGUCAGAUGAAGCAUGCCGAAAUUUUAUCAAUUUAGCCUUGCUUCAGGAUUUCAAGGUGGAGAUCGAUGAAAUUGACAGAUUCCAAAACGUCAUCAAUGUAAGAUUGAUUAAUCAUCACGACGUACCAAUGAAGAUGAUUUUGGUCAAUGAUGGACAUGCGAUUUACAAAAGUAUGACGCAACGGAAAACAGUUCUCGACCAGAAUUCGAGGAUUAAAGUAAGCUGGUUUCAUCAUUUCCCAACAUUCCAAGAGUUGGAAAGUUGCAGUGUUCCAUGGCGCUUUGAAAGUCAUAAAUAUGAGAGCUCAGGGUUGACCACAGAUUAUUUGUAUCCGCAAUAUUUCGAGAGGAAAAAGACCACAAAGCUUCUCAAGAAAAUUGAGGAGAUGAACAAGCUUGCGUAUGAGGAUUUGAAUGUUCCUAGCACGCCUACUAAAAUUGAAAAAGGUAUAAAGCGUUCGGUUAAGGAGGAAGAACAGGAAAAGUUCACUGAGGAAUUCCUUCGGAGAAUGAAAAUUCAUUCGGAGAAUGAACAUUGA
Messenger RNA from Harmonia axyridis, 1434 nucleotides. Its product is annotated as tudor domain-containing protein 5-like. The transcript has 3 exons. NCBI's taxonomy places the organism in Eukaryota, Metazoa, Arthropoda, Insecta, Coleoptera, Coccinellidae. The record is from RefSeq and is a predicted model, not a curated record. The coding region runs from base 1 to 1434 and encodes 477 amino acids.